UACAAAAGGCUUACAACAUGUCAGCCUUUGGCAGUUUGGCCUUGUCGUCAGUCUCUGUUGUAAAGUGACAAAAAUGUAAACAAGAAGCCCGAGGGUGGAAUGUGAGAAAAACAACAAUGGUAGACAGGACAAGUUUGACGCUUUUUGCAUUCGGAAUUUUCUUUGGAUUCAGUGUUACCUAUUUGUAUUCCUUCUACAGUCGUGUGAACAUUAAUCAUUCACCGAAACAGAAAUCCAACCCAGGGUUUAUUUUUGGAGGUUUUUUCCCCCAAAGUCCUCACAGUCAUGGAGAGAAUGAUAACGUAGCCGGUCCCAAUCAGAUUAUUGAAUGGGCGGAUCAGCAAUUCAGCACUCACUCAGAAGAGCUAUCUGAAGUGGCACGUGUCUUGGAAAAGAAAGUCCGAGUUUUGUGUUGGGUGAUGACCAACCCUACAAACCAUAAUAGUAAAGCUCGCCAUGUCAAAGCAACCUGGGGCAAGCGCUGCAACAAACUGCUGUUCAUGAGUUCUUCUGCUGAUUCCUCGCUGCCGGCUGUUGCUCUGAAAGUGGAAGAGGGUCGUAACAAUCUCUGGGCCAAAACCAAAGCUGCCUUUAAAUAUAUUUAUCAAAAUCAUUUUAAUGAUGCAGACUGGUUUAUGAAAGCAGAUGAUGAUACCUAUGUAAUUGUGGAAAACCUUAGAUAUUUCCUAGCAGACAAGAAGACGAAUGAACCAAUGUACUAUGGUAGACGGUUUAAGCCAUAUGUCCCCCAGGGCUACAUGUCUGGUGGGGCGGGCUACGUCCUCAGCAAGAUGGCACUCAAGAAAUUUGUGGAGAAGGGAGUGGAUGAUCCAAAGUUUUGUCGGGUGGAUGCCGGAGGGGCGGAGGAUUUGGAGUUCGGAAAAUGUAUGCAGAGAGUUGGAGUGACUGCAGGUGACAGCUUGGAUAAGCUGGGGCGUGAGAGAUUUAUGCCUUUUGUACCGGAACACCACUUAAUUCCUGGGAUCCUCCCCAAAGAUAUGUGGUACUUCUCUUACAACUUUCACCCAGUGAAGCAGGGACCAGAGUGUUGCAGUGACUACGCAAUCUCAUUUCAUUAUGUGAACCCUAAUAUGAUGUAUGUCUUAGAAUAUCUCAUUUAUCAUCUUAAACCAUACGGUAUCAACACCAUCACCAAAAUAGAAAUGGAAGACUCCGAACCAGAACCAAAGAAAAUGACCAGGGUGGACAAGGAGGUAAAAACAACAGCCAAAAAGACUGAAACUUUAACAUCAGUAAAGCAGAAAGAAAAUACUUUAGCCCCAACUCCUCUCCAGAAGAAAGGAGAGAACCAGGCAGACCAGAAAAAAACAUUGGCACCAAAACUUGACAUACCCAAGCCUGGGGGAGAGGGGGGUAACAAACCCUCACGGUAGUGCUAGUGAUUGUGUGUGGGUCAUGUGACUGGAAGGCUGUUAUUUUAUUUCUAGUGAGAGUUGGUUUGUUAACAUAAAUGUGUGCGAUUUUAGGGAUGAACUUUGGUAAAAGUUGAUAGAUUUUGUUAAUACAUAUUUUGUUCAGUAAACUGCUUGCCAAUGUUAAAUAUUUUGGACCAUUGUUAUUGUUUUGAAAUAUGUGUCAUGUAAUAUAAUGUUAUUACAUGUAGUUGUAGUGCUAUCGUAGAGGAGAGUUAAUAACCACAGAUAUGGUAUAUUGGUCAUGUAUGUCAAAACCAGAGAAUUACUUAUUUUUUAUACAGAAUUUAAGAAUAAUAUAUACAUGUUUGUAGAAAUUGGGCUGUAUUUUAGUACUAGUUAGUUAUUUUUGAAUUUUUGGUAGUUUCACACUGGGUGCACAAGUUGUUUCCCUUUGGUUGCAGUAUUGUGUUUUGAAAAACAAUCCAAUUGAAGUUAAAUAGUAAAAACAAUAUUUAAUGGUAUUCAGCAUUAUAAGGAAAGCACAGAGAUUGACCAAGUUCCUCAAAAGUCAGAAUUUUACAGAUGUGUCUUAUGAAUGUGUUUUUGUUAUUUGUUUUCAAAAGACAAAGAGUAUUGUAAUUUAUCGACAUAUUUAGAGCCAUGUUUAGUGAUAUGUCCCAAGUUAAGUAUUAUAUGUUCAUUUCAUAUGACAUUAUAUAGAUUAAUUUACAUUUAAAUUAGGAUUUAUAUAUAUGUAUGUUAACUAGAAAAACAUUAGAAUUGAAAAUAACCAUAAACUCUUUGAUUUAUUACACCCAUCGAUCUUUGAAAAAAAUCAGUGGAGACAAUUUAAUUGAUUAUUUAAAUGCAGGACUUAAAAAGUUAAUCCAUUCUUGUUAUUUCAUUUCUGGAAAAAUAACUUGAAAAAAGUAUUGUAUUAAAAUAGUAAUGACAGUUUAAAUUUGUUGAAUUGCUACACUGAAUGAAGUAUAAUUUGAGAAAAUUUACAUCUAUGCUUUUUUUUAAAAUCCUGAUCAUUGCAAAGUAAUUUUUUUUUUUAAUGUUGAAUUUUUGUCUUAUUUUUUUUUUAAUUAUCGGUAAAUUUCUUGUGUUGUGAAGAGGCACAUUUUUACCAGUUAAUGUCUGUACAUGUGUACCUGGUAAUUUAAAUAAUUCAGCGCCCAUGAUUAGUAUAUUGUAUGUAAAGCCUUUUUUGACCAGCUGUGCUCCUUCCCUCUGUCAAAAGUCCCCUGAAAGAAAUAUGUAAUGAAAAUUGUCCAUACUAAUGAAUCUCCAGAAAGAACUUUUUUAACAUAAACAUCUGGAAAAAAGUUUUCUUAAAUGAUAUGUAGCUAAUGAUAUUAGAGAUUUUUGCUGUAAGUAUAGGCAGAUAAAUGCAUGGAUACAACUUCUGCAAUUCUCAAAAUCAUUUGCUAUAUGUAAAACAAUGAAAGAAUUCAGGGUCAAUGUACCAAUAAUAGAUUGAUGAAAUACAAUGACUUAGAUUAUUUUUGUUAUGAUUUCUGUUAAACAUAUUAUGUCAUAGCAGUGACUGCCAGGGAAUUUAUGACUUUACAGUAGCAAUGCAUCCAAAUCUGAAAUGGACUAUGUUGUAAACACUACCAAUGACACCUUGCAUUUCUAGUCUUUGUCUACAUGUAACUAUAUGAAGCUUUGUUGUUCAGCUGUAAGUCUUGUUCAAUUGUAUCUUAUGAAUGACCAUUUAAAUUUUUUUCCCUAUGUGUUCCUUAUAAAAUUCACAGACAUAACAAGUUUGUAGUCAGACUUACCAUCAAAUUACCAUGGAAAUGUUUUGUGACUUCUCUUUGGAUAAGUAUGUUUUACUUUCUCUUUGUUUUAACUUUCACUUUGGAUGGUGUUACUUUCUCUUUGUUAUUUUUUUUUGGAUGUGUUACUUUCUCUUUGAAUAAGAAAGUAGAUAGAAUUCCAUGUUUAUUGUGAUGAUAUGCAUGUUUUCUGGUAGAUUUACUAUAAUUAUGUAAUUACUUAGUGUUUCUCAUCAAUGAUAAAGUGAAAAUUUAGGAAUUCAGUUUUGCACGAUGUUAAAAAUUUCACAAUUUGUUACCAGUAUGUAUGUAAAACUUUUAUUGAUGCACCCAUGACUGUUUGGUAAUCAAAACAUACAGAUUGUGGUUUCCAAACAAAGAACUAGUCAGUAUGAUUUAAAUUUUUUUUAAACAAAAAUAUUUUAAAUGAGAUAUAUCAUAAUCAGCAUCAAGUACCCAGUAUCAUCAGUGCAGUCUAUAUUAUUAUCAGUACAGUUUAUAUUGGCAUGAAGACCUGUUUUUUCUGUUUCUUGGUUGAUCAGGAUUUUAUUUUCAGAGACCAGGUAGCCUGGAUGUAUCUAGUGAUACAAAUGAUGCUAGAGUUGUCUUUCAAUUGAAUUUUGUCAGUUUUUUAAAGCAAAAAAAUGUCUCGCAUAGGAUAAAAUGAAAUAUAUAAAUAUUGAUAUACAGAGAGAAAACUGCAGUGUGUAAAAUUUCUGUAGAGAAUUCAGUAUACGAGUACUUAUGUCUAUUACGGAAUUUAUCUUCAGGAAUACCCUUUUUGUCUCAAAAGUGUAUAAAUUAAAUUAUUAUAAUGUAUGAUUUGUCUACUGUAUUCGGAUACAUACUGUUGUCACUAUUGACUUGCAGAAAGGAUAUGCUGUAAACCGGCCCAUAUUAUUUUCGCCUUCUCACAAUUGCAAAUUAUUUGCAAAAUUCGACCAGACAAAGUUGAGCCUAUAGGAGAUAAUGCCGUCUUUUUUUUUUCAAUUCACCCAAUUUUAAAUUUACCUAAUUGCAACAAGGGCAAAAAUAAAACGGGAACAAAAAUUUCUAUUUAUAUAUUAAACAGCCAUGAAUUUAUUUUAAAUAAUUUUAUUUUGGCCACAAUUAUAUAUUGGACUAGUGGCAGAAAAUCUUAAGAACCUAGAAUAAGUCCGGAUUUAUUGUACUUGCAAUGUCUUGCUUUUAUUACAAAUAAAAUUUCAAUCAGUUAUAAUUAUUAGGAUGACUAUACCUGUAUUUACAUUAUGACUGAUAACCGUCUAAUCUGUUACAAUUCUGAAUGUAUUCUGCAUAUUCAAUAAAUGAACUAUGAAAGACUUUA
Molecule: messenger RNA, 4490 nt
Organism: Saccostrea echinata
Lineage: Eukaryota; Metazoa; Mollusca; Bivalvia; Ostreida; Ostreidae
Product: glycoprotein-N-acetylgalactosamine 3-beta-galactosyltransferase 1-like
Exons: 5
Coding region: 117-1394 (425 amino acids)
Cellular component (GO): membrane
Molecular function (GO): N-acetylgalactosaminide beta-1,3-galactosyltransferase activity
Source: RefSeq, a predicted model, not a curated record